AUGCCUACUUCCAUCGAGACUACCGUGAGCACACAGACCAAGAACCGCCCCACCGUCCGGCUCGCGGCCGUUGACGGGAAUGCCGAACAGCAUCCCAAUUGGCUGGUCGAACUGCACACCAAGGGUUGGACGGUUGUGCGCGGAGCCCUACCUAGGGACCGAGCACUGGCGUAUGCCGACAAGGGCUACGAAUGGCUUGAAAGCUGGAAUCUGGGGUUCGACCGCAAGGACCCGUCCACUCGCAAGACAGCAAAUCUUCCCUGGCACACUCGGGGAGGGCUUUACAACGGGUACGGCAUCGGUCACGAGCAGUUCGUAUGGGAUUUGAAGUCAGAACCGAGUCUUGUGGAGAAGUGGGAACAGAUAUGGGGCACCCGCGAGCUGCUAGUGUCAUUUGACGGGGUGAACCUUUCCUUACCCGAAAGGGAACGUCCCAAGUCAGACCCUAUUUUCGCGCCGUGGGCGCAUGUCGACCAGUCCCCGUUUAACAACAAAUUCGACACCGUUCAGGGGAUUGUGAACCUGCUACCCAACGGGCCCGAGGACGGCGGUCUGAUGGUGCUUGAAGGGUCAAGCGCCUACUAUACUGAGUUGUGGCAGCAUUUUGACCAGAAGAAGGGCGAAAAAGGAUGGAGCACGUGGGCCUUUCAAUAUGUUGACGACGAGAUGUGCCAGUGGCUUGAGGCGAAGGGGUGCAAAUGGAUCAAGGUGUGCGCAGAGCCGGGCGACCUGCUGCUCUGGGACUCGCGCACGAUCCAUUACGGCGCCGCCCCUUCUUCGGUUAAUGACCGCUUCGCUGCCUAUGUCUGUUACAAGCCGGCCGCUGCCAUCUCAGAGGAGGCCAAAAAGGUCCGCCUGCAGGCGUUUGAAGCGAAGCAGAACACAACGCAUGAUCCAGCUGAUUUCCGAGCCAGGGAGUACCUGCCGCCGGCGGAUCAUCCUACAUACGAGAUGGCCACCAAACGAACAGCUCAAUCAAUGGGGCAUGAUUCACCCCCACCCCACCCAGUAGCUACCCCAGACUACCUCAUAUUUGUGUACUCCAAUCAAGGCCACUGCUUCGCCGGGUCGAUCCGGGGACAGGCGGUAAGCCUUACGCGAAAAACAGGUGCUGGCUCGCUGCGAAGACCUCCCAGGCCUUUCGAUGACGGUCAAUGCUUGAGCAUGACAAGCAAGUACCCAGACCUUGGCACUCUUCAAGCCCGGGGAUACGGACAAACUGGCCCCGUCUUUUGUAGCGGUGACGAUAUUGGCUGGUUCUUCUGA
Aspergillus niger is the source of this 1266-nucleotide messenger RNA. RefSeq lists its product as uncharacterized. The transcript has 8 exons. The record is from RefSeq and is a predicted model, not a curated record. Bases 1 to 1266 code for a protein of 421 amino acids. Lineage: Eukaryota; Fungi; Ascomycota; Eurotiomycetes; Eurotiales; Aspergillaceae.